This is a messenger RNA of Suillus clintonianus, 2150 nucleotides long. RefSeq lists its product as uncharacterized. Lineage: Eukaryota; Fungi; Basidiomycota; Agaricomycetes; Boletales; Suillaceae. Bases 123 to 2069 code for a protein of 648 amino acids. The record is from RefSeq and is a predicted model, not a curated record. The transcript has 4 exons.
CGAAAGUGACGUCACGAAGACAUCCGUCCAUCCGUCCCAUCCUCACAUCCGAAAAUGCCGCAACGACUAUAUAAUGGCGGCCACCUCCACCUCAAUGCUGGUCAAACUCCACGCAGACUAACAUGUCGUCCACUGCAACCACAAGCUCCUCGGUAUCCCACCUCAACCUCUUAUCACUCUAUCAUGUUCUUUGGCAGCAGCAAGAUUACGCUGUCGUAAGGCAGCUGAAAUGCAAUGUCACAGAUCUGGAGGAGCAAGAACAGGUGCACCCAUUCAAAUUUGACGCCAUUGAUCUAUCUCGAUGCCCUGGUGCCACGCUACCAAACGGAGCGACCUCGAUGAUCAUCCGACCGGUGUAUGAGACCUUCUUCCACAAGAUCUCCAAUAACGAGCGAAAUAUUGUCGUUCAUGGGUCGGCUGGUAUCGGAAAGACAUAUUUCUUGUUAUACGUCCUCGUCAGGCGACUUCUUGCGCGCAAGCCGGUCACCUACCAGGUCGACCAACCAGGCUCGAGCGUCUUGUGUUUUACUGCCGACGGCUUCUUCGCUCUCCCAGAGGAGAACAGCGAAUACCACUCGUUGUUCCAAUGUGAAGAUGUGUUGCACCUAAUCGACAGCACGCAAGAAGACACCAUUACGCACCUGAACACUGAGCACACUCGUGCUUUGAUGCGAGGCUCGUGCGGCAAGGCUGUCUUCGCCACAUUCUGGCCAGAUAGUCUGGGCCUCGACGUCGAAUGGUUGUCUGACUGCGAUAUCGUGCUUCGGAAGUGGAUGAAACCGUGCACUUUCGACGAGAUCUUUGCGAUGAGUGUUCUGACCUCAGGUCAGCAUGACGCAAAGUCCUUGCGAUGGUCGUACAUCCAUUUCGGGUCCAACGCACAUGCUUGCUUGCAAAUAUCUCGUCAUGCCAGUGAUGCAGAUCAUUAUCUCAAGGAGCUUGAGCGUGCCCACGAUGAUUUGUGGACCAAGCCACCUAUACUGCGCGAGCCUGAAGCGCAAUACAACCGUAACCUCUUCGCUGUCGAACCUGGAAAAACUUGUGCAGAGCCACUUUCCUUCCCCGUAUCGCAAGUCGCUACCAGGCUUUUCGCGGGCGAGAUCACCUCCGUAGACUCCGCCGGCGCCAAGGAGACCGCGAAUACCCUACUUAACUCAGAGGACACGAAAGAGGCGGGCGAGAUCUUCUAUCGCCAAGCUGUUGUGGCUCUGAUGUCCAGAUUCGGGGGGACUUUUACGCUCGGACGCCCUGAUUUGCAGGGCCAUUACCAUCUGGCACAAGAAGAGCUGGUGCUGCGGACCAAAACACAUUUGGCACACGAGGAACAACGGGCCAUGCCCUCGAGCUUUAUAUACUCUACCCAACGCGAACUUGCGAUGUUGGCCGAGUACUGCCCACAACUCCUCCACACACCCCAGCAUGCGCUCGUGCAUCCAGGCAUCGAUGCAAUCAUGUUUGACUCCAACAAGUUGACUGUAUGGCUCGUGCAGGUGACGCACGGGACGCACGGGACCUCACGCCCAGUCUCUCCGGAGGGUCUUAUCUUCCUGCUGGAUGUUGUACGGGGAAGCCCUUACGAGCCGUCCCCUACACACCCCUGGCAAUUCAUCUAUGCCACACGGGGGCAGUCUACCAAAACCUUCUAUCUCAGUGGGAAGGAAAGAACGCAGCGCUUUUCCAUGGGUUUCUGGCUACCGCGCAUCAAACCAUACAUCAUGCAGCUGCGCGACACGGAUCGGGAAGUCCACUCUUCGAGCAAGCCGUACGAACAGUGGGGUCUCCCUUAUAAAGCUCCGCAAAAGAGCUCACCCAGCCUCCCGCGGCGCCUUGCGAACUCGCUGGCGCACCUUGUUCCAAGGUCCCGGAGCACCACGGAAUCUAACAUUACAGUCCUGGACAAGAUGACUUCAGAAAUCAAUGGCGCGAUUAUACGGAACUCGGGGGUGCCAGGAGCUCAGUUGCUCGGAGAGAUAGUGAAAGAGCAGUAUCCAGGCCCACUCGACCACUAUGUGCGGGAUGUUGAACAGACAAAUAGCUGGGUGAAGAGAUGGGCAGAGGUGUGUCGAUGAGAGCGAGAAUGUAGUGCUUAUUUAUUACUUCAAUAAUGCUCGUGGUUAGUACUCCUGAAUCCAUUUCUGAUUUGCCACACC